Messenger RNA from Hyaena hyaena (striped hyena), 792 nucleotides. RefSeq names its product 40S ribosomal protein S14-like. Bases 1 to 792 code for a protein of 263 amino acids. Gene Ontology annotation, biological process: translation; ribosomal small subunit assembly; maturation of SSU-rRNA from tricistronic rRNA transcript (SSU-rRNA, 5.8S rRNA, LSU-rRNA). Gene Ontology annotation, cellular component: cytosolic small ribosomal subunit; ribosome. Gene Ontology annotation, molecular function: structural constituent of ribosome; mRNA 5'-UTR binding; small ribosomal subunit rRNA binding. The transcript is spliced from 5 exons. NCBI's taxonomy places the organism in Eukaryota, Metazoa, Chordata, Mammalia, Carnivora, Hyaenidae. The record is from RefSeq and is a predicted model, not a curated record.
AUGUCACCACGCCAGGUGACAAAACCAAGAACCUUUCUCAGGAGUCCAACUGGAUUCCCUUUAGGGAAAGGAACUGUGAAGGUUGCAACAGCAACCAAGCAAAAACCUGCUAGUUCAAUUCACUUGCCCUGGCAGAAUGACUACCGCAAAGAAGGUAGUAAGAAGAAGGGCUGUUCUGCUAUCAACAAGGUAGUCGCCAGAGAAUACACCAUCAACAUUCACAAGAACAUCCAUGGAAAACUAUCAUUUAAGAAGCCAGAUUUUGAAAGAAAAAAAAAAAGAAGAAAAAAAAAAGAAAUGGUCAGCCUUGGACCUCAGGUAGCUGAAGGAGAAAAUGUGUUUGGUGUCUACCACAUCUUUACAUCUCUCAAUGACUCAUUUCUCCACGUGACCAAUCUUUCUGUCAAGGUAACUAUCUGUCAUGUGACCGGUGGGAUGGAGGGGAAGGCUGGCCAAGAUGCAUCCUCUCCCUAUGCUGCCUUGAUGACUACCCAGGAUGUAACCCAGAGGUGCACGGACCUGGGCAUCACUGUCCUCCACAUCAAACUCCAGGCCACAGGAGGAAAUAAAACCAUGACCCCUGAACCUAGGGCCCAGUCAGCCCUUAGCGCCCUUGCUCACUCAGGAAUGAAGACCAGGGGGAUUGAGGAUGUCACCCCUAACCCAUCCAACAGCACCCACAGGAAUGGGGGGUUGCUGUGGUUGUGGCGUUGUGCCCGAAUCGCGAAUGAUGUAAAGGAAUUGGAUGACACUAAUAUGGAGUACAAUUCAGAAGCUAGGCAAACAGAGUAA